Messenger RNA from Aplysia californica (California sea hare), 250 nucleotides. RefSeq lists its product as uncharacterized. The record is from RefSeq and is a predicted model, not a curated record. NCBI's taxonomy places the organism in Eukaryota, Metazoa, Mollusca, Gastropoda, Aplysiida, Aplysiidae.
GUUUGGCCAUGUUUUAUUCACCAUACCGGAGGGAGACCACAGCCUCUUCGCCGCCUUCGACAGCAUUAUGUCAGCAUACAGUGUCACGUGGUGCCAUCCCAAGUUCUCCAACUUUGGCCAGCUGCAGCCCAUGAAGAAUUACAAGCUCUCGGCAGAUCCCAAGUGGCGCAGUCUGCUUCUAAAAACUCAGCCUAAGGCAGAGCGGAAGAGUGGAGCUAGACCCCAAGCCCAAGAGGAAAAAAAGAACUAA